Molecule: messenger RNA, 777 nt
Organism: Impatiens glandulifera
Lineage: Eukaryota; Viridiplantae; Streptophyta; Magnoliopsida; Ericales; Balsaminaceae
Exons: 2
Coding region: 1-777 (258 amino acids)
Source: RefSeq, a predicted model, not a curated record
AUGUCUUCUCUUAUCCUAAACUCAAUUGCUUUAGAAACUAUCAGUUGCAUUUCCUACCUGGAUAACUCCAUCUUAUCACUCUCUAUUAAAAUUUUUGGAAUCCCUUACCUUCAACACUUCGUCAAUAACAAUACAUUCUCCUUACCUUAUCUUAUCCACAAUCGGGCAAAGGUUCUUGAAUUCAUGCAGAAAAUCUCCGACAGUAGUGCAUUAGACAAUCGCAUGUCUCAAAUCAUCUCACAAAGGCAACAAUAUCAAACACUUGGAUCAAUGUUUCAUUCAGGGUCGUCUUCUACUUCACGGCCAAUGUCCAAUAAUUUUGGAGUACAUCAACAUUUGAUCGGUGGGAUGAGGCCGAGGAAGAACAAUAAUGUAGGCAUAUUUGAAGAACAAGAGAUCAUGGCAGUUGACCAAAAUCCGAAGUCGAGAUUGGGAACACAUCAAGAAAGAAUAGUCUUAUUGAUAUUCGGCAAAGGCUAUCAUCUUACUAAAACUCAACUUAGAGAUUUCUUUGUUGGACGAUUUGGAGAAAUAAUCGAAGACUUGAUUAUGCAAGAUGUGCCUCAACCACUUUAUGCACGGAUGCUAGUUCAUUCUUCAAAUGAAGUGAAGAUGGUUCUUAGAGGGCAAAACUGCAUUAGGUUCACCAUCAAUGGAAAAUAUGUCUAUGCUCGUAAAUAUGUCAAGAGGAAUCCUAGAGCAUCCGCCAAUUCAUCUUCCCACCAACACUCUCCACCGCCAGUUGGAGAUGGCGCCACAACAUCAGAGGAGGAGUAG